Molecule: messenger RNA, 3129 nt
Organism: Adineta ricciae
Lineage: Eukaryota; Metazoa; Rotifera; Eurotatoria; Adinetida; Adinetidae
Source: the annotation of a GenBank genome assembly
AUGUCACCAAUCUCGUUCUACAACAAUCGUUCGAAGCUCAAUGUUCAUUACCAUCCACCGAAAACGGAGUUCACAAACCAACAUCAAUGUUCAACUGCAAAAUUUGAAUAUGAAAAUUUACAUAUAUUAGCCAAACGAGAAACUCUUCCGUUCAGUGAACAAGGACAAUUCAAUGAUCGAGUUAUAUGUGCAAAUAAACGUAUCCCUGAAACAAUUAUACAUUGUUCAGUAAAUAAUCGAGUAUAUGAUAGAGCAAUGAUACAAAAAUCUUCAACAACUGAAAAUAUUUCUAUACCACGCCCGUUGAAUAUGCACAUGUAUCGAUUACCAACCUCGUCUUCGUCGAAAGAGAUUAGGCCGACGGAUUAUCGGCCAAUAAUCACUCAGGGGCGUCGCAAAUUCGGUGCAAUCCCAACUUCGUCAUCCCUGGUCAUAAUGAAAAAGAAAUCGCCAUCGCCGAUGCAUUCUACUUCAUCCAUUCAGAAACCAAUGACUCGUUCUAUUCCAGUCGAUAUUAUAAGUAAUAAUAUGGCAAUAGUUGUUAGUUCGAUGAUACCAUUAUCUUAUUCUUCUUCUUCUUCCUCUCCGCCAUCGUCGACCUCAGCUGCGUCGGCAAACGUCGGAACCGUUUUCCUACCAAUUCAAGUGACAAAAAGCCAAAACAACAAUAAGAACAACAACAACAACAACAGGAACAGCAAUAAUAAUAAUAGUAAUAAUAGCAACAAUCGUAUUAACUAUAGCAAUAUCAAUAUUGGAAAUGAAGGCCAACGAUGUUAUCAACAUUAUGUACAAAAUCAACCGGAACGGCAACAAAUCUUUCUCUUUCCACAAGUCAAAAGUUCAAACCAUUGGGAUGACGAGUUCGAUGAAUCAAGAAGAAUCUCUUCUUCAUCUUCCACCGGUGGAGAAGGUAAUCAGCAAUAUCGAUCAACUUUAAUCAUGGAUUCGAAUGUUCUGCGUUUGAUUCGUCGUUAUGAUCCAGGAAGUUCCAAUACUACUGGAAUCGUACCACGUACGGCGUUGGACACUACUCGAAAUAUCUGGCAUACGGUUGCAUCGAAAAUCGACUACAUACAACCGUCCGAAUCGUCUUCGUUUCUAUUAAAUCGAUCACAAACGGGCAUCUACGACGAUGAGAUACCUUUGAGGCAAUCGUCACUACCACGUCUUCAACGACAAGAAGCUAUUUACGAUGUGGAGCCGGCAUCGAAUCCAGUCAAUUCAUUACGACCUAUACUUAAAUAUGGAUCAUCGAGAUCACGUUCGGAAUUUUUUGUUGAUCCCCAUGUGAAUGAAUCGUUUAAAGGAGAAAGUGGAUUACCUAUCAAUGAAAGUGCUGCCACAUAUCAACCAUUAACUCCUUCAGGAACAAAACGUGUAUGUUCAGCGUUAAGUAAAUCUGAAUGGGAUUUACGUUUGCAACAAGAACAAUCACCUCCACCAUUACCAAUUCGUCCGUCAUCGCCGAUAAUGACUAAUCCAGAGCAGGAAAAAGAAUCUUACCGACCUGUACUUGGCCGUAGUAAAAGUUCAGUGGAUAUCAACAAUAAAACUGAUGAUGACAACUCAAAUGAACCUUCCUUGCCGGUCAUUGACGAUGGUUCAUGUGUAGAAAAGCUGAAGCAGUUAUUCGUAACAAAAACACCACACGAUCCACCUGGCCAUCAACGAAACAACUCAACAGAUUCAAACUCAAAUUCAAACCAACGUCAAAAUUCGAUUCAUAAUAAUACCAAUACCAGUAAUAACAAUACUAUUAAUAGUAAUAGCAAUAAUAAUAGAUUAGAUCAGUCGUCUGUAUUACCGAAAACAACACCUUCAAUCAAUACCAUUGGAUCUGAUCAACGUCAUAUUAAUAAACCAACGAUCAUCGUUCGUGAUGUUACACCACAAUUUCCUUCAUUUAAAAAACCAUCUACGUUCCAACAACAAACUUUCAGCAGUCUGGAAUCAGUUAAUCGCCCGAAUAACGGUAAUACAAUGUCUCCAUCUGAACUCGCCUACGACACGUACCGUAUGUGUCGUUUAAAUGAGCACGAUCUCAUCAACACACGUACGAAAAAUAUCGCCAAAGUCGAGCCGUAUUCCAUCAACACGAAUACAGUUCGUCCGUACUAUCAAUCAUCAUCAGCAAUAUUACAACCCAUUUCAAUGACAAAUAAAUUGCCAGCAAUAACAACAACAACAGCAGCUAUACCAUCAAAAGGACGUAUUAAUCUUAAUAGUAUGGAAAACACGCCUACGAAUUCAUCAGUGAAUUCUAAUAUCCGCCAACCUCAUGUCCACCAUUCAGAUUUUCUUGUACCUAAUCCAUCCUAUCCGAAGCCAUCACCACCGCCUCUGUCGAAUUCAUCUUCAUAUACAACACCACCGGUUCUACUAUCCGAAUCACUUUCACAUGGAUCAUUACACCAACUACCAACUGUUACUUCGCCAUCAUUCAAUGGACGCACUGCCGGCUUGACUUCAUCAAGACAUAAUUCUCCGUCGAUGCGGGCAGAUUUUCAAUCAAGCAUAAACACAUCGAGUAAUAACUAUAAUUUUAACCCUCCGACAUCGUAUCACUAUCGUCCAGCAUCCUUAACGACAACUAUCAUUAACAAUAGUCGACAAGGAUCGGAUCUACCUAAACGUUCGAAUUUUAUUGAACAAGCGCCGCCACCGGCUCCACCGUUGCCUGUUGUGGAAGAUUUGAAUAACGAUGGUCAAGCACAUCAGUCGCGUCGUCGUUUCCAAAGACGUAAACAAAUGAAACGUUCGAAAAGUGUUGAUUUAUAUCAAGAACCUUCAUUAUUUGCUUCUCCAACGAAUAUGCAUGAUUCGUCUCGAUCUUUUCGACAUCCACGUUCGAUAAGUCGAGAGAAUCUCGCUCGACAAGAAGAUUUAACAUUAUCAUCAUCUUCUUCCUCUUCAUCCUUAACCGACGAUAUUGAGCGUACUAACCGUGCGGCUUUACUUCGUUAUAAAUCACUCGAGUCAAUGACAUUUCAUAAUCAAAGUCGCAUCUCGAAUAGAAAAUCAACCGAUGAUUAUCGACGACCCUUCACAAAACCGAAACAAUACGAUUUUGACAGUGACGAUUCUGUCUGUGGUAUACCGAAACCGCGCAAGCCAAUUGGACGCUGA